GGCAAGCUUCGCUCUUCCCGCCAAACGCUACCACCCUUCAUCUGCCUUCUCGUACCACGAAGUCUCAUACCAUGUCUGAGCCGUCCGCGAAGCGCAAGAGGACAGACGACGAAAGGACAGCCGAAGCUGUCCGCUCCGACAUCUGGCUGGAUGACGGCAGCAUCAUCCUUCAGGCAGACAAUACGCAGUUCAAGUUCUACAAGGGUCUCCUUGCGCGCCAUUCUCAAAUCUUCUCGGAUAUGAUUGCCGUGGUGCAGCCACAGAACGACGAGCAUACUGUGGAAGGCUGUACCGUGGUCACGUUAUCGGACUCUGCGCAGGACGUGCGCUUUAUGUUGCUGUGGCUUCUCGACCCACGGUCGUACACGUUGAAGCCGACUGUCUCCCACAUCCUGUCCGCCUUGCGCAUGGGGCACAAGUACAUGGUUGUGCCACUGUGGGACUACUCUGUGGAGCGGCUUCGCGCAGAGUUCCCCACAACGCUGGAAGCAUUCUAUAAUCAGGACCACAAAUUCUGGUCUGCUGUUCACUCCGAGGACAACCAAAACGACAUUCUGCGACUCUCUGAGGCUGUACGAGAUGCCGGACUCGAGACCUUGUUGCCUAUGGUCUACUACCGUGCUCUGCUGGAGUGUCCCCUGAAAACAAUAUCCAAGGGUGGCAUUGGGAAUCUGGCGGGAUUACCUUGCGACCCCGCCCACGCUAGCCUUGACACUCGUGUUGUUCUUCUCACCGCUCGUGGUCAGAUAAUCGCAGAAUUCCGAAUCAUGGACUAUUGGUGGACACGACUUGCCGAGGCCGACGAUUGUGAGCAGGAGGAGGAGUGUGAAGAAGCCCGGCAACGCAUCCAGCUUAUGGCCUGGAGUCAGUGUUCCCCACGCACGAGCUCCGACCCGGCAUUGAGAAUUUUGCGGAGACGGACACAGGAAGAUCAAACGAAGCUCAAGGUGCAUGGACUGUGCAAGGAUUGCAUAGAUGAGGCGGAGGAUGUCUACAAAGGCAAUCAAGAGUCGUUCUGGCAGGAGCUGCCUUUGUACUUUGGCCUUGGCGUGUGGGAGGAUCUGAAGGAUUACUCUCUGAACUAGGUGAGCAGCAUGAGUGGCACGUCGAACGAAUGCCUGAUCCAGCCAUUUGCUCUUUUGUCGCUAGUAGUGUUCGCCUUCAGCGAGCGGCAAUCUCGC
Schizophyllum commune H4-8 is the source of this 1181-nucleotide messenger RNA. RefSeq lists its product as uncharacterized. The transcript has 3 exons. NCBI's taxonomy places the organism in Eukaryota, Fungi, Basidiomycota, Agaricomycetes, Agaricales, Schizophyllaceae. The record is from RefSeq and is a predicted model, not a curated record. Bases 72 to 1085 code for a protein of 337 amino acids.